GACAGCAGCUUUCUGCUCCUUCACUGGUAUUAAUUUAUUCAGCGCUGCUUCCUCUGGAGCAGAGAGGAGCAACGAACCGGAGCAGCUGAGCGUUGGCUUCCUGAUUCCUACGGAGCCUGAAUAGAUCCUCGUUGGGAUUCUGCCUGAUUUUCAGCUGAACAAGCAGGAAUCAUCACGAUGUCGACACCUCCGAAUGCCACUAAACAAAGAACGGAUAUUCUCCAGUUGGAACGUGGCGUUCCAGAAGAUGUGGAGCCUUCAAGCACAGCGGUGAACACGGAUCCCAACGACAACUGGGGUACAGAGCCAAACUUCAACCUCAACUUCAAUCUGAGCUCUACGACUAGCCCUCGUCCCACCAAAGAGCCCUCAAAGAUGCAUUCUGGGAGUAAAAAGGAAGAUAAAAAUAAAGGAGGAGCAGCUGCAGAUUUUAACACCAUUUCAGUACCAAGUGAAAAACCUAGGAGCAAAAUCCCAACAGCAACAGCUCAGAUGACUGUGAAAAACAAAGUCGGCCAACAGCCGAAAUCUCCAAACAUUAAGCUUUCCUCUUCACCCAAAGUAGAAAGUCAUGGAAACUUAGCACUGAGUCCCAAACCAACCGGUGCGGAGCUGAGGAGCAGCCAAAGAUCUACAGAAAAAGUCAGAAUUGAAACACCUAAAGCAGAAUCUGUAAAGCCAGUGACGCCUGAGCUGACAACUAACUCUGCAAACAGCAUAAAACCAACCGAAAAGACGCAAUCAAACAGCAAAGAUGUAAAGGACGUUCACCUUGAGACGCCACCAAAAACUCUGCAGCUGCCUAAAAUCCCAAAGCUCCAUAAUCAAAAGGGAGAUAAGAGCAGCAACAGCCCAAAAUUAACAAAUCGAACUCCAACAAUGAUGGCCAAAAUAAAAAAAUCAGAUCCACUAAACUCGACAACUGACCAAAAACCUGAAGACGACUCUGGAGCUCAAGGUGUUUUCACAACCUCAGGAACCUCACAGAAAGAGAAAACAGGGUCACCACUUCUCAGGACCAAACCAUCCCGAGUAACUUCUCUGAGUCCGAAACCAGCCACACAAAGAAAAACCACCGGAACCGGAACCAUUAGCGUGUCACGCUCUGAGGGGAAUCUUCACAGUAAAGACUUAAAGGUCAAAACCAGUUCAACCCCCAAAUCUACUAAACGAUCCAAAGACAGUCUGGAUUCAAAACUCAGCUCCAGGUCCAGAGGUGGGUCCAGAGACGCACUGGAUUCCAGAAGCAGCAGCGCCUCGAAAAGCAGUUUGGACUCUCGGGACAGUUUGGAUUCUAAGAAGCUCCAGAGUUCAAAGCUUAUCCAAAAUCCACACGACCCGAAAACCUCAGCAGAAACCAGGAUGAAGAAAAGCCACCAAGGUUCGGAGAAAGAUUUCAAAACGGUCUCAAAGAACAAUCACGAUUCGAAACUUCUUCAAAACUCGAAAGCAAGUUUUGAUCCCAAAAUCAAAACCAACUCUGGUUCUGAUUCUAAACCAGGCAUUACCCAGUCAAGAUCUCCAGCUACCCUGCAGGCCUCUGCUUUCAGUAUGGAUCUUCUUGGAUGUGGUUCCCUUUCUCCCAUCUCCAGCGGAACCAUCAAGACGUCAGGUUCUGCUGUUGAGCUCAGUUUAAAUCAUAAGAGCCAAUCAGAUUCAUCGAGUUCUGGACAAGUUCUACCUGGUUCUAAGUCGACACUCGCUGAUUUGUCCUCUCCGAUAUCAGCAACUCAGAGUCCAGGAUCCAGUACUGGAAAAAGUUUUACUUCUACUCUAACUGGAUCAAACAAGGAGAACAAGAAGAGUCCAAGUUCCACUCCAGGUAUCCUGGCCCCUUUGGCAUCUUCCAGUCCUAAAACCAGGCCUGUGGUGACCUCGAAAAUCCUGGAAGGAUCCACAGAUACCUCAGGAGAUCCUGCAGUUAUGAAAAAAGAUCCUAACAGUUCAUCCCGAAAUACUAGUCUGACUCGAGGUCUUACCUUUGACUCAAUCACAAAACCAGGUAGUAAUACUGACAAUAAGCAUUUAAAAGCUGCUGAGAGUGAGGUUAAUACUCAAGGAAAGGUGGAGGUUUCGCAAGAGGCCAAGAAUGACAGGGAUGGACGUCCAUCAGGAGAUUCGGAGGGGAGAUCGGUUCUCCCACUGAGUAAAGCUGGUCACCCAGGAGACACAAAUAUCAUCUCAUCACCUCGGGCAACCAGAGCAAGAGAACCAAAGCAGAAAAUACAAGUUCAUAGGAAAAAGAAUGAAGGGAAUCCUUCAUCUCCCCUUCGUCCUGUCUCUUCUUCUUCCACUCAUACACCAACCAAGAAGACAGUCAAAGAGACUGCCCCUAAGCCUGAGCUUUCUCAAAGACUCCAUAAACGUGCAGGGGCUCAGAAAGAGGUGGGCGUUCAGGUGGAGGUGGACGUGGUCGAGCGUUCUGCUUCCACAAGCCCCAGCCUCCACCGUGGACCUCCCACCUCCUCCAUGAUUGGUUCCUCCAGCUGCCAAUCAUCGCUGAGCGACGUGCCCCCCCUCAAACAUGUCUGCCAGAUUGAGAUUGAGCUGUGCAGCCAAACGCUGUUUCCCUGCGUUGUUCCCGACAAGGCCAGUUCCCUCCCUGCAUCUUUGCGCUUUCAGCAGAACCCCGCUCUUAUGUCGGGCUUUGGACCACACCACAAUCCAGAUGUUGGCGCCGAGAGCCUCUGGGAAGAUGAAACUAAAGAGGAACAAUGGCAGCCCAACAAAAAACAGGAGGAUGGGUUUAAAGGGCAGACGGAAAAGCCCCCGGAGGUGUUGUGGGACAAACAAGGGAUGACGUGGGAGGUUUACGGCGCCUCUGUAGACCUGGAGUCUCUGGGGACGGCCAUCCAGUCCCACCUGGAGAUGAAGAUUCGAGAGCAGGAGAGGCACAUCCAGAUACUUCGGAAGUCCAUCUGCUCCAACAGCAGCUUUGCCCGGUACAAGAGGAAGAAGAGACGGAGAAGGUUUCUGGGUUGCUGCAUCAAGGCGUCCGCCGUGUCUGACUGAGAUCAACGUUCAGAGACGUCAAACAUCUGACUUUCACUAAUCCAAGCUGGAUAAGAGCCAGGAAACUGUAAAACAUCCCUCAUAUUUAAACGUUUGUAAAGUAAUUAGGCAACAUAACAACUGCCAGAAAAAAAUACCUUCCAAAAUCUGGGCAUUAAUAAGCUUAAUAUUACAAAAUAUUACUAUUCUGGGAAAUUUGAUUGAAGAUAAAUGUUUUUCCUCGUGUCUUUAAGGAUAAAGUUAUUAAAGAAAGGAUUUUAGUUAUAGGGUGUCCAUGCAUGCUUAGAAAGUUGCACAAUCAUAUAUCUAAAAUUAAAGCCUUAAAAGGUCUUAAAUUAACUUAAAAAGUAAGUUAGCCUUUAAUACGUUAAUUCCCAGGUCUUAAAUUUGUUUUGACAGAAUAAUUUAAUACCAUACGCUUUAUGUAUUUUUUUCUGACAGGAUUUUUCUCUCAGGCAAAAGUUUGAGUCGUAUUCAGAAAUCUUCUAUGCUUUGACUCAAGUGAGAUGAUUGAAGCUGUCGCUAACUAGCUGCUAAUAUACCCUUGCUAGCUAGACAGCUUUUUUGCUUCUACCAUGUGUAAGUGAAAAUUUACCACCAGUUAGCUUGACGAAAUUGGUACAUUUGUGUGGAGAAUCAGGUCUUAAAUUUCAUUCAUGAUGAUCUUAGAACGGUCUUAAAAAGUCUUAAGUUUGAGUUGGUGAAACUGAUUUAGCAAAACUGAUCAAACUGUGAAAGUUUGUCAGACCUUCUUUAAGAAAUGUGUUUCCAUCUCUCCUUUUUUCUCUCAACUAUUUUCUGGAAAAGUCAAAUCACAAACACUUCAAAUUUAUUUUGAAUUUUGUCGUUUCCAUCAACUGUUUCCAAUGCGAUCAUUCAAAUUGUGCAGAAAAACUCUGAUAGAAGCAUGUCUUUGGACUUAAAUGUCAAAUAUAAAACCGAAAUCCUUUCUUCUGUCUCACUAUCUGGGUCCUUAUCUGUAGGUUUUAGUUGGACCGGUGUCGGUGCGUGUUUAGCCGUGUUUAGCCGUGUUGAGGUUUUGUCUGAGAGCAGAACGGGUCGGUACCUCGGCUUUCCGGUGGCAGCUGCAGUGGUUGUUGACGUGGAGCUGAGAGGACAGCAGCUCCAUUCCUGGUAAAUAUUUCAUCCAGUUUCUUUUUUAUGAAACUCGGCACAAAGCACUCAGCAGAGAGCUCCCAGCUGCAGACUACAGGAUUUGCUAAGGAGUUAAAAAGUCACUUCUUUUCCUCUUUUCCUGUCAUCUCACUUUCCCUUAGUUUCCUCACUAAUUUCUCCUUCCACUUCUGUUUUAUUCUCCUUUCUUC
Xiphophorus maculatus (southern platyfish) is the source of this 4337-nucleotide messenger RNA. Its product is annotated as nucleolar and coiled-body phosphoprotein 1-like. The transcript has 3 exons. Gene Ontology annotation, cellular component: plasma membrane. The record is from RefSeq and is a predicted model, not a curated record. The coding region runs from base 178 to 3012 and encodes 944 amino acids. Gene Ontology annotation, biological process: neuron projection development. NCBI's taxonomy places the organism in Eukaryota, Metazoa, Chordata, Actinopteri, Cyprinodontiformes, Poeciliidae.